Molecule: messenger RNA, 1077 nt
Organism: Exophiala mesophila
Lineage: Eukaryota; Fungi; Ascomycota; Eurotiomycetes; Chaetothyriales; Herpotrichiellaceae
Product: haloacid dehalogenase, type II
Exons: 1
Coding region: 137-937 (266 amino acids)
Molecular function (GO): hydrolase activity, acting on halide bonds, in C-halide compounds
Source: RefSeq, a predicted model, not a curated record
CAUUCCUGUCUUUUCAAUCACUUGGUGAGUUUCUAUAUAAGAUCAUCUUCUGUUGUUCUUUGUCGUGCAUGAACCUCGAAAAUACCUACCUAUAUCCAACCACGCAUCGCCCAAACACUCUCGCUUUAAAAUCAACAUGUCGAUCAGCAACCCACCGAAAGCCUUACUCACCGACGUCUUUGGCACUGUCGUCGACUGGCGAUCGACAGUGACGAGGUAUCUAACAACCGCCGCCGCAGACGCCCUCAACUCAUCAACACGGUCCAUCCCAUCCACAGUGCGAACUGCAUGCGACAGCAUCUCAUGGGGCGACAUCGCGCAAGUAUGGCGCACCUCAUACUACGAAUUCACACGCACCUAUGACCCAUCGAACAAAGACCGCUCGAACUUCAAAACCGUCGACCAACACCACGUUGAAGCACUGAACAAAAUCCUCGGCUCCCACGGCCUCGACGGCCUAUGGACCGACCAGGAAAUCCAAAAAAUCAGUCUGAUCUGGCAUUUCCUCGACCCAUGGUCCGACUCAGCACGUGGUCUCGGCCUCCUGAAUCAAAAAUUCGAGACCGCCACACUGAGCAACGGUAACACUAGUCUUCUCUCCGACUUGGCAUCUCACGGCUCCUUGCCUUAUAAACACAUCAUCUCCGCUGAGGAUUUUGGCGCCUAUAAACCCCACCCCAGUGUGUAUCUGGGCGCGGCUAAGAAACUCGGCUGUCAACCUCAGGAAUGUGCCCUGAUUGCGGCUCAUCUGGGUGAUUUGAAGGCGGCGAGAGAGGUUGGAUAUCAGACGAUUUAUAUCGAUCGAUUUCGAGAAGAGUCUUGGUCGCCAGAAGAGGCUGCAAAGGCGAAAGCGGAAGGUUGGGUUGAUAUGUGGAUCGACUUGGAUGAUGGGGAUGUGGGAUUCUUGGAGAUUGCGAAGAGGUUUGGGUUGAAGUGAGAGAGGGGGAGAGAGAAAGUGUUUUGAAUCUCAAAGGAUAACAUGUAUAUGUCACAUGGCAGCUGGAUUCAAGGUAGGUAUGUAGAAGUUAACUCCCAAUAGAAUCCCACUCUGUAUACAGAAACAGAUGCUGUUCAUAG